AUGAACCACGCCCGAGUCAAAGCCCUCAAGGGCAACGGGAAGACAGUCUCCAAGAAGGCGAUCAAGUCGGGUCGUGCGUCGGGCGCUAGCACGCCGCGAGGCUCUCCGCUGCCUUCGCUGUUGACGUCCCCGAGCCAUUCCGCUGCACAGAGCCGCGUUACAUCCGAUGUUAGUGACGAAGAUGUCGACUUCGAAUUGGACGACAUGGCAUCCAGCGUCUACUCUGGCGGAUCUGGCGAAGAAGUGAGCGACGAGCCCGACACCCAUGUCUUUGACGUCAGCGCCUUUAUCACGAGCAUCAGAGACCGAAAACGCAACAACGGCGAGAUGCGCGAACAUUCUCUCAGCCUCUACAUCAACAAGAUUCGGCACCAAUAUACCGCCGAGACCCAUCUUUGGCUCGAUGAUGCCGCGAGCGAGCUUGCAGAGCUUUUUCUUCAUGACGCCAAUCGUGCCGCCACGGCCAAGGAGCGACUGCUUAGUCUGCAGGCCUUUGUCCUCACAGUCGGAACGGUCGAUACCCUCGAGAUUUACGAUGGCGCGCAAAGGAUUCUCAAGCAGAUCUUGAUGGACGAUGAUGACGACGACUGCCGCGUCUACGCGAUAUACGCACUUUGUGUGACGGUGCUCUACGCCGGUGGCCUGGAAGAGGCUGCCCUGGAGGUGAUGGAAUAUUUCGUCGAGAUUGUGCGCACCGACGGAGAGCACAUCGACGCACAUGACAAUGUCGUCAUCGUCGCAGCCGCUCUGCAGGGGUGGUGUUUCGUUGCCAGUCAUGUGGCCGACUUCUCCGACUAUGCCGACGCGGCCAUGGAUGCGUUUGUGGACCAGCUCGAUAGCGACGACGUUGAGAUCCAAUCCAACGCUGGCGGAUGCAUCGCCCUCAUCUUUGAGGCGUCGCGUCACCAUCUGGAAGAGACGGGCGAGCCUUUUCAGCUUCAGUACGAUCCCCAGAGGCUGGCCGAUCGCAUGAGGGAACUGGCCAAGCUGAGCGCCAAGUCGGUCUCGAGAAAGCACCGCCGGAAUCUGCGAGAGAGCCUGGUCAGCGUAGUGACCUCGCUCGAGAGGGGCGUCGGCCCAUUUUACUCCACGGCUCAGUACAUUCCCGAAAAGGGCGAGCAUGUGCCGGCCUCGUUGCGUACUGACGAGGGACGGGCAGAGUAUGGUUACCGGUGCAAGCUGAGGCUGGGCAAUCAAGUUGCCAAGGUUGACAACUGGUCUCUCUACUUUAGAGUGAACUUUAUGAGAAUUAUCUUCAAGGGCGGGCUUCAGCACCACAUCUUUGUCAACCCGGUCGUUACGGAGUGCUUGGAUGAUGCAGAGUUUGUCCAGGACUACUCGCCACUUCAGAAACCACCCAAAGGCCGGAAGAAAUGA
Trichoderma reesei QM6a is the source of this 1377-nucleotide messenger RNA. RefSeq lists its product as uncharacterized. NCBI's taxonomy places the organism in Eukaryota, Fungi, Ascomycota, Sordariomycetes, Hypocreales, Hypocreaceae. The record is from RefSeq and is a predicted model, not a curated record. The transcript has a single exon. Bases 1 to 1377 code for a protein of 458 amino acids.